Molecule: messenger RNA, 894 nt
Organism: Aureobasidium uvarum
Lineage: Eukaryota; Fungi; Ascomycota; Dothideomycetes; Dothideales; Saccotheciaceae
Source: the annotation of a GenBank genome assembly
AUGACCACCGGCGAAGGCGAGAUCAAUGCUGCCAGUUCAGUCAACGCCCUUUGGCUGUCCGGAUGCUUUGACCUGACAUCAACUUACUUUAUGAUUGCUGGUAUCUCUGGUGGGAAUCCCCACGUCGUCACUACCGGAUCAGUGACAUUUGCCAAGUACGCAGUGCAAGUCGGCUUGCAAGAAGAGUUUGACCAAUCUCAAGUCUCUGCGAAUGCUACCUCCGGAUACUACCCUCAAGGGGCAUACUACCCUGACGAGGCGAACCCUCAAGAUUAUCCUGGCUCGCUAUAUGGUACCGAAGUCUUCGAAGUCAAUGAGAACCUCCUUGAACGUGCUUUUUACCUGGCAUCUCUUGCCACUCUCAACGAUACGGAAGCUGCUGCCACAUAUCGCGCCACUUACGGCUACGCGCCUGCCAAUCAGCCUCCCAGCGUUGUCAAGUGCGACAGUGCUACAUCAGAUCAGUAUUGGUCUGGAUCUGUUCUUGGAUAUGCUUUCAGCAAUUUCACCGAGCUCAUGACCAACGGAACUGGACUUUACUGCGGUACUCAGCAGGAAGACAAUGCUACCCUCGAAUCUCUCCUUCGUGGUGCCAUACUGAAGAAGCUUGACUUUAGCCGCAUCAUCAUCAUGAGAACCAUCAGCGACUUUGACCGCGCUCCUCCAGGCGAGACUGAGGUUUACCAUCUGCUGUACGCAGCUCAGGAAGGCUUCUUGCCUAGCAUCCAGAAUAUCUACAUUGCAGGUAUUGAAAUUGUCAAGGACGUCUUGAUGUACUGGAAUGGAACCUAUGACAAGGGUCUGGAGCCAAGGAAUUACAUUGGAGACGUGUUUAAUAGUCUUCCUGGCAGCAUUCCACCUAAUAUCGGCAGCGCUUCUUACUAUAUCCAUUAA